This is a messenger RNA of Pelodiscus sinensis (Chinese soft-shelled turtle), 5696 nucleotides long. Lineage: Eukaryota; Metazoa; Chordata; Testudines; Trionychidae. The record is from RefSeq and is a predicted model, not a curated record.
UCAAAUAGUGGAGAGGAAUAGGGGAAAAAUGAAAAGCUCGAGAGGGAAAAAAAGAGACAGAACUUGCAGCCUGGUCUUUAAGGAUCAUAGAUUCCGUUCAGGGGAGAGGCAGCCAUCGGCAGAGCCCCCGUCACUCCUGAUCUGCAUAGGGGAUCGGGACAUCUCACUCUUCGGGUCAGCCAGGCGGGAGCGGAGAGGCUAGAGAAGCUAUUAGCCAAAGACGCGGCUCUCGGAGGGAGGAUUAAGUUUCUGCGGGGGUGAAUGCCAUUCAAAAGAGCGCCACGGCGAAAUAAAGCAUGAUCCAGGCACUGGCUCGUGCAGGACACACGGAGUGAUCCUCACAUUCCUCCACGGGCUGGAAAACCUGCGGAUCGUGGGGGUGCAGGGGACGGAAGAAAAGAAUCGACUUUUGCCCAGACUUUCACACUUUGGGACGAAGGGGCGGGGCCAGGACCUGCCGAGCGAUGUCUACAAAGCGUCCUUCAAGAAGAAUUCAACUUUCUCCACCUUCCUAGCACCUCAACUGGCUUUGCCGGUCAUAACCGGUGGAAAAGGAAAGGGGGGGAACCCUUUAAAAGCCCCCAUCCCAGCCACCAGCCAGCACGGGCUCAGGGAAACUUCGGAAGCCAGAAAGAUCUGCCAGGUUGGCUGGGGGAAGGGAGAGAAAGGGGGAGGGGAGACCAGCCAGGCUGAACUGCAAACCACCAAGCUGGGUGCGUGUGUUGUAGCUAUUCCUCGCUUGUCACCCAUCCCCCCCGCCCUGCAGGCUAGUGGGGCUGAGGUGAUUCCGUGCACCUGGGCAAUUUCAGGCUGGGGACCCGAUCUCAGCAGCUGGGGGAGCUAUUGGCAGCUGCUGUUUAACAAGCCCUUCCUGGAUUGACUGAAUUACAACGACACCCCUCCCCGAAAGAGCUGGAGAAGAGCCACCUAUUUUUCCCCAUUCCACCCAGCUGGGUCUCAGCCUUCCCCCCUCCCCCCCCCCACGUUCCUGCCUGGGGCUUCAGCCAGCGCCUCCUUAUCGGAGGGGACUCUCUAGUGGGCCCCAGUUGGCAGGCAGUUUGGGAAGCCUGGGAGUUCAGGCAGCGCUUGGCGUUUCUUUGGGACCAAAUGUCCCUCCCCCCGCGAAAGGAUCGGGGAUGAGAGAGGGAGAAACAGCAGGAGUUUGCCUGGAUUCUGCUCCCCACUGGAUCCGCGUCUGCUGGGCUCCGGUUUGAUUGUGUGUGUGUGUCAGUGUGAGCUUGUGUUUAUUUCCCUGGCGCUCCGAAGGAGCCUGGGAGAGCAGAGGGACCCUGGUUUGUUUUUCUCCCUUCCUUCCUCCGUUUAUUUUUAACUAUUCGGGGUAUUUUUUCCCUUCGUCCAAGUUGACUGUGUGGAGCUCGGAGACUCCCAGGCGGCGCUGGCUGACUUCGCUAGCCGGGCUGAGGCUCUCCGUGCCUGGGCAAGGCUCCGCGGGCUCCCGCCCUGCUCAGAGGCGGUGGAAGGGCUGCGGAUGAAGGAGCAUUUCCGUGGGCUUUCGCCGCCGGUUUCGCGGUUCUCCGCCGGAUGCUGCCUGGCUUUGGGGGCUGCUUUUCCUCGCCGGCUAUGAGGGAUCUGCCGUGAAGAUGGAGAUGAUUUGUUUGGUGUUCCUGGCGGUGGUGCCGGCGUACAUCGAGGGAGAAGGGGUUUAUGCUCCACCUCAGGCCCAGAUCAUACAUGCUGGGCAGGCAUGUGUUGUGAAGGAAGAUAACAUCAGUGAACGAGUGUACACUAUCCGGGAGGGCGACACCCUGGUCCUGCAGUGUCUGGUUACAGGCCACCCCCGGCCACAGGUGAGGUGGACCAAAACUGCUGGCAGUGCCUCGGACAAGUUCCAGGAGACGUCGGUGUUUAACGAGACCCUUCGGAUUGAGAAGAUCCAGAGGCUGCAGGGAGGCCGCUAUUACUGUAAAGCAGAGAAUGGGGUUGGGGUCCCUGCCAUCAAGUCCAUUCGAGUAGAUGUGCAGUAUCUAGAUGAGCCCAUUCUCACCGUCCACCAGACCAUCAGCGAUGUCCGGGGCAGUUUCUACCAGGAGAAGACGGUCUUCCUCCGGUGUACAGUCAACUCAAACCCACCUGCUCGCUUCAUCUGGAAACGGGGCACUGAGACACUCUCCCACAGCCAGGAUAAUGGAGUGGACAUCUACGAACCACUGUACACACAGGGUGAAACCAAAGUUCUGAAGCUGAAAAACCUGAGGCCGCAGGAUUAUGCCAGUUACACAUGUCAGGUGUCGGUCCGGAAUGUGUGCGGUAUCCCUGACAAAUCAAUCACUUUCCAGCUCACUAACACAACAGCCCCACCCGCUCUGAAGCUGUCUGUCAAUGAGACCCUGGUGGUGAACCCAGGAGAUAAUGUCACUAUGCAGUGCUCCCUGACAGGCGGUGACCCACUGCCUGAGGUGGUCUGGUCUCACUCACCUAGCCCCAUGCCUCACAACAGCCUCAUUCAAGAGGGCAACCUCACCAUUUGGGGGAUCCGCAUGGAAGAUUCUGGCUACUACAAUUGCACGGCCAUCAAUAAUGUGGGGAACCCAGCCAAGAAGACCGUGAACCUGCUGGUGCGAUCCAUGAAGAAUGCUACCUUCCAGAUCACCCCUGAUGUGAUCAAAGAGAGUGAAAGCAUCCAGCUAGGGCAGGACCUGAAGCUCUCGUGCCAUGUGGAUGCCGUCCCCCAGGAGAAGGUCGUCUACUUCUGGUACAAGAAUGGGAAACCAGCCAGGGUCUCCGACCGACUGCUCAUUUCCAGAAACGACCCUGAGCUCCCACCAGUGACCAGCAGCCUGGAGAUCAUUGACCUGCGCUUCAGCGACUACGGCACAUAUCUGUGUAUUGCAACCUUCCAGGGAGCCCCCAUCCCUGACCUCAGUGUCGAGGUGAACAUCUCUUCAGAAACAGUGCCUCCAACCAUCAGUGUCCCCAAGGGCCAGUCCACCAUCACCGUGCGGGAGGGCUCCAGGGCCGAGCUGCAGUGCGAGGUUCGAGGGAAGCCUAAGCCUCCCAUCAUCUGGUCCCGGGUAGACAAGGAGGCCCCCAUGCCCUCUGGCGCCAUGACAGUGGAGACAUAUGACGGGAAGCUGCGCCUGGAGAGCGUUAGUCGAGAAAUGAGCGGGACCUAUAAGUGUCAAACUGCCAGGUACAAUGGCUUUAACAUCAGACCCCGGGAAGCCCUGGUACAGCUCAACGUACAGUUCCCUCCGGUGGUGGAGCCAACUUCUCAGGAUAUCCGCCAGGGCCUAGGCCGCAGCGUCACCCUGCGGUGCACCAUGCUGAAAGGGAGCCCCCUGAAGGUAGCCACGGCCGUCUGGCGCUUCAAUGGGAACCUCGUGACCCUGCCCCCCAGUGAGCAGCAGGACUACUCGGAGUUGAAGGUGGACAGCGUGACUCGGGAGAGCAGUGGUAGCUACGAGUGCAGCAUCUCCAAUGAUGUGGGGGUCUCCACCUGCCUCUUCCAGGUGUCUGCAAAAGCUUACAACCCAGAGUUUUACUACGAUACUCCCAACCCCACCCAGAGCCAGAAGCAAUCCAAGAACUACUCUUAUGUCUUGCAGUGGACACAGAAGGAACCUGAUGCAGUGGAUCCCAUUCUCAAGUACCAGCUGGAUGUCCGGCAGCUGAACCAGAGGAGCACUGUCCAAACGGUAAUUCCUGUGAAGAAGAUGGAGAAAGGCCUGUUACUGGAGCACACCCUGCACAACCUGAAAGUUCCUCAGAGCUAUGAGGUCCGCCUGACACCCUUCACAAACUUUGGGGCUGGUGAUAUGGCUGCCCGCAUCAUCCAGUACCUGGAACCGAUUAACUAUCCCAAUCCGGCAGAUAACACCUGCCGCUUCGAGGACGAGAAGAUCUGUGGCUUCAUGCAAGACAAGAUGGAUAACUUCGACUGGACCCGUCAGAAUGCCUUGACCCAGAACCCCAAGCGCACUGUCAACACAGGUCCACCCACAGACAUCAGUGGCACGCAAGAAGGUUAUUACAUGUUCAUAGAGGCCUCCCGGCCCCGGGUGACAGGAGACAAGGCCCGGCUCAUCAGCCCCCUGUACAACAUCACUGCCAAGUACUACUGCGUCUCCUUCUUCUACCACAUGUACGGGAAGCACAUCGUUCCGCCAGAGUGAAGUUUCUAUCCUAUGGCAACUGAAAUGAGACCUUUUCAUCCUGCAAGCAGGUAACAUUUAGCAGCAUCCCCUUGGGUUACUGUAUCUGGCAUCCCAGCUGGUGCUCUUUUGUGUACAUGCCACUCUUCUGAAAUGCCAGCUCCGGGUUUAAAGAUCCAGCAGACGGCAUGGCUUACUCAUGCCGUAAUUGAUUCCUCCUCACUUAUUACUGGCCUUUAUUUUCUUUGAAAAGAUGAAAUGAUACAGGUAAAUAAGAUCACCCCAUUGGAGGGAGUUACCAAUGAGACUGGUGGUGCCCAGGGAUUUCUUCUCUGAUUCUCUGCCACUAUGGACUCUGACCUGCUGCAGCACACUAGCAACAGACACCUGGCCUCCGCUUAUCGGUGCAUCACUAGCAGGUGUUUUGAGGAAAGGCCAAACAGUCAGCAGGGUGAAGGUGGGAGAAUGAAGAGACAACAAAAACUGCCAGGAAGGAUAUGGAUUUCUAAAUGGGAAACUGUAUGUGACUAUAGAGGAAAACUAGGCGGGGGGAUAGACCACAGGUACAGUUGCUUGGGAGUUUUUUGCUGAAAAUUGCUGAUUCAGCGAGACCAGCAAUUUGUGAAUCAGAAUCAGGUUCAGUGAAGCACUCGACUCCACAAAUGUUUGGUAACAAAAUAAUGUUGAGCUUGUUGAACCAGGAGAGGUUUUUUUGAGGGGCAGGGAGCUGAGUAGAAACAACUUUUUGUUUGGAAAUAUUAGUAAAUCUACUCCUUGAAAAUGGAACAUAUCAACAUUGAAACCACCUUUCAAUAUGGUCUAAACAUUUUGAUUGACUCAAACUGAUUUUUUUCCAGUUUUUCUGUUUCUGAAAAUUUUUGAGAUUUCAUCUUUGCCUCCCAAUCUGAGACUGGAAAAUGUUUCAACAUGUCAAAAAUUCUCAUGGGAUGGGGAAAAGCCAUCCUGCACUGGGUCCCAGGGAAGAAAUAGAGCAGGCCUUGCCCCUCUCUGAUGGCUGUGAGCUGAGGACUAGAGCCAUGUCCCAGUUAGAUUCUUCUCCUGCCUGGAGCCAUUGGAAAGUCAGUACGAUGAAUACCCACUUGCUGAAACAAGGAUCAAAAAGCAUAAUCUCCAUUUCACAGAUGGGGAAACAGAGGCACAGAAAGAGAGAGCGCAGAGCUAGUUUGUUGAAGAUCACACAGCAGGUCAGAGAGGGAUAGAGCUGGGAAGGGAACCCAGAGUCCUGAUUCCCUGUCCUGUGCUGGCACCACCACGGUAUCCUUCCUUACCCCAGAGACGUACAGUGCCUGCUGCUGGGGACUGUCCAUCUGGACCUGUGGGGCAGUCUUUAUAAACGACUGGCUGGACAGGCAGUCUCUCUUCUAGGAGAGGAACGUUUGGUCCCCUGACAGGCGUAAGGCAUUUGUCUUGACCUGAGCCCAUCUGAAGUAUUUAUCAGGGGGCUGGAGGGGGAAAGGAGAACUAGUAAAGAUGGGAGAACAGGCCUGUAUGCAAGAAGGGUGUGAACACACCACCCCCACACAGUCCUUCAUGGCCCACCAUGGGGCCGAUUCUGGUCCCUUA